Molecule: messenger RNA, 8359 nt
Organism: Rattus norvegicus (Norway rat)
Lineage: Eukaryota; Metazoa; Chordata; Mammalia; Rodentia; Muridae
Gene: Stk40
Product: serine/threonine kinase 40
Cellular component (GO): nucleus; cytoplasm
Molecular function (GO): protein serine/threonine kinase activity; protein kinase activity; ATP binding
Source: RefSeq, a predicted model, not a curated record
UCUGCCUGAUGCCCUGCCUGGUGUGUACUGGGCUUCUGGCUCCUGUGUAGGAGCAGAGUGCAGGUGGAGAGCACACCAGGAUUUACUUGGUCUGGAUUGUGGCCCUGUUUCCCAGAUUAUUACGAAAAAAUCUAACGGAAAGUGGCCUUUCUGUUGGAGAGUCCUUGAGACUAUCAUUUUCCUGCUAGUCACUAAAGCCCAGAGUCUGGAUGCCCUGGUCCUCCUCUCAGGCUGGAGAGUUCAGCUAAUAAGAAAUUGAUCUCAGCCAGGCAUAGUGUUUCACAUGUAUAAUCCUGGCUUUCAGGAGGCUAAAGAACAAGGAUCAGCCUCGGCUAAGGGUGAAAUCCCUGCCUCAAAAAACCAAAGGAGACCAGGAGUAGUGGUGCACACAGUAGGAUUUAAUGAAGGAGGCAGAGGCAGGAGGAUCAUGAGUUUGAGGCUAGUCCAUGCUAAGUGUUUUAGCCAAAUGGUGGUAGAUAACACCUUUAAUCUCUGCACUCAGAAGGCAGAGGCAAGCAGAUCUCUAUCAGUUUGAGGCCAGCCUGGUCUACAGAGCAAGUUCCAGGACAGAGAAACCCUAUCUCCAAAAACAAAAACAGUACAAGAAAUAUAAAAAAAAAAAAAAUGGCCUAAGGAAGCACAGCGAAGGUGCUGCCCUCACUCUGAUUCUUUUCCACGUGUCUGAGUGUUCCGCCUACAUGUAUAUACAGGCACCGUCUGAGUACCCGGGGUCCUCCGAGGUCAGAAGAACACAUUGGUUUCCUGGAACUGCAGUUAUGGAUAGAAGUGAGCCACGAAGCAGGUGCUUGGGAUUGAAUCUGGGUCCUGUGCAAGAACAACCAGUGUUCUUCUCGUGGAGCUCUCUCCAGCAUAGGACUUUAUUUUCUUUCUUCUCCUUUAAAGACAGUUUUUUUUUUUUUUUUUUGGUUCUUUUUUUCGGAGCUGGGGACCGAACCCAGGGCCUUGCGCUUCCUAGGUAAGCGCUCUACCACUGAGCUAAAUCCCCAGCCCCUAAAGACAGUUUUACUAUGUGGCCCUGGCUGCCUUGGAAUUCAUGUGGACCAGGCUGGCCUCACUGCUUCUACCUCCCAAGCACUGGUAUUGCCGAGUGUACCACUGCAGCCCGCUUAGGUUUGUUUUUUUGUUUUGUUUUGUUUUGUUUUGUUUUUGUUUUUUGUUUUUUUUGGAGCUGGGGACCGAACCCAGGGCCUUGUGCUUCCUAGGCAAGCGCUCUACCACUGAGCUAAAUCCCCAACCCCAGCCCGCUUAGGUUUAUCAGGCUCUUUUCUGCUCUCUUUAGGUCCUCUUAGGACCUUACAUCAAUUAGGCCAAAUGUAACCCACACCCCCAGAGCUCUCUGUCUCCGGAGGGUCUCGUUGCCUCACAGAGGCAAACGAGCUAGCUCCUGUCUCCUGGCAGCCCCUGAGUCCCAGCUGGAACACACACACACAUAUAAAUACACACACAUACACACGCACACACACGCACACGCACACAUAGACAUGUCUCAGGCUCCCGCAUCCACCUUUUCCAUGGUUUUCUAAAUUUGUUUCUACACAGGCAAUCUUUCCAUUCCUUCCUGAAGGCUGGGCUUUUGGAAUUCAGAAACUAAAAAUAGUCUCUGCAUUCUGUUGUGUCUUCUGUUCCCCGAGGUAACAAACGGAGGGUGACUUAGCUGUGAACAAGAGGGACCCCAGAACACCAGGGACAAGACAGCAGUGCGUUUCAAGAUGGUACUAUAGUCUAGACGGGCAUGGUAUUUGCCCACGCUUUCACAUCCACCCUUCCUGCAGCUCCAGCCAGAGUUGGGGGGGGGGUCCCAUUGAUGGCAGAACCCCCAAGAACUGAAUGUUCAAGCAGCUUUGUUCAUACUCACUUCUCACUCCUGGAGAGAAGAGGUGUUUUUUUUGGGGGGGGGGGCACAAUCAGUGUUGUUUGUAGGGAGGAGAUCACAGAAGUUCAGAAUGCUGAAUGGACAUUUAUAAGUUGGCUCAUGCCAGAAACAUGCAAGGGACAAGAGUCUGCCCUUGCCUCAGCACGGCUGAGCAGGUGGGACUUAAACCAGUCCAGAGAGCGCUAGUCUGGCAUCCCUGGCUUAAGGGUGGGCAAAGGUAACAAGGGCCCUUGAAGCUCUCAUUAAUGUUCCAGGAAGACCCAGAAAUACACUACAUUUUGUGAAGAAGGGUGAAAGCAGCUUAGAUUCAACAAGGGCAUAGAAUUGCCCCAACAGCAAGGUUAGCAUGCUAAGGCUAACCUUAGUCACAAGCUUAAUGGCUGUUAGCUAAGGCUGGAGGUCUGCCUAGGCAUGGUAGCCCAUGCCUCUGGUCCUCAGAGGCAGGGGCAGGUGGAUUUUCCUGAGUUGCAAGGCUAGCCCGGUCUGCCUACAGAAUGAGUUCUAGGCCAGAGAUACAUAGCAAGACGCUGUCUCGGAAGGUGGGAGGGCGUGGCGUGACCUUUGGAGGAAAUGUGGUUUUUAAAGGGGAAAAAAAACCCAGUUUUUAAAUGUCACUCCAGAAAGGGAGGGGACUCUCCCCCAGAGUUAAAUGAGUGCUACUGGGCAGCGUAAUCUAAUCUGGUCAGAAGUAGUCAACUACUACGCCCUGUGUUGGGAGCUUGGGGAGUCCCACAGGGUGCAGAGGCUGCAGGCUUAGCCCGUGUAUGUGCACUAACAGCUUCAUCAGACACAAGUAGAAGAUGAAGUCUCAAGGUGAAUGACAGUGGGAAUUUGAAGUCAGGCUUCCCUAAUACCAGAUUCCAUCUCUGAACCGUGGCACUUUUAUUUUGUAUUUGUUCUUUAACACGUGGUCGCAUGUAGCCCAAGCUGGCCUUCAAGGAAGGACACUGGGAUUACAUGCUCGGUUUAUUGUAAUACUAGGGUUGGGACUCAGCGCUUCACCCAUGCUAAGGCCAGCAUUGUACCAUCGGGGCUACUUCUCCAGCCACUGUGGCACUCAUCUGUUUCCCAGUACUCUUGGCAUUCAUUCUAUUGCUCAUUCCCAGUGUGAGUUGGACACUCAAAACUUGACAUACCACUGGAUCGGGUAGUGCAGGCCUAUAACCAGGCUGUUGGGGAAGUGGAGGUAAGUUACAGGUUCAAAGCCAGACAGUACUAUAGACUGAGUGAAGCGCCCUCCUGAGCAGCUUACCAAGACUCCAUCUCAAAAACAAAAGCAGAGGAGAUACAGCUCAGUGGUGAUAUAUCCUCUACCUCAGAAGAGGCCAUAGAUUUGGUCCCAUGCAUCAAAAAAGCAAAACCAACACCAAAACCUUGCCAUACUCAGGCCUUGGAGCUUGGACCCAGAGAAGCUGAAAACCAGCUGCUAAGUAGGACUGCAGUUCUAUAGUCUGAAGACGCUCCUGGGGGUGAGGUCUCCUCCCCUCCUUCUGUGAUAGUCCAAUCUGCCUACCCCUCUUCAAGAAGCCAUGUUGAGCUGUUGUGACAGGUGUCACUUUGUUAUGGCAGCACCAUCUGCCAGUGAGCCCGAGUUGGAGAGCCAGCAGGAGACUGUCACCACGCAUGUAUGUCCCAGAGAUCCUUGAGUUGGUGUCCUGAUGACAGUUUUGGUUGUUUUUUUUUUUUUUUAACUCCUCUGGCUGGCACUUUUAGUUUCUAUUCCUUACCCUCUUUCUCCUCCUCUGCUUUGUUAAAACGUCUAUAUUUUGAGUCAGCUGAGAGCCUACCCGGAGUUGGGAUGGUGGUGUCAGCGCCCAGUGAUUCAUCUUACUGAUAAUUAAGAGAAAACCCAAGACUCCUCUGUGUCAAAGGCAGGGCUUCCGGAAUCCUUACUCUCUCCACUUUGUCAUAGAGAGGAGCAAAGUGGGCCUGGCUUUUGGAUGCCCUGCCUUUGGGUCAUGUGCCUCCUAGAGGUUCCCUGACUGAGACCAGUGGGCAUUUAUAGGGUGUGGUGAGCUGGAUGUGAAACUCUUCGGGUCCUCCCAGAGUUGGUGUGAUGUGUUAUUCCCACUCAGACAAUCAGGAUUUACACUGAGUUGCCUAGUUUGUAAGUGAUACAACGGAGAUUCAAGCGCUAGCCUUUUGGAAUCCACCAAACUUUAUUUAAACCACAGUCCAACUAUUAUUAGCUGAGUGUCAUGGCAAAGGUUCCCCUCUCUGAGUGCUACCUUCUGCCUUUGUAAACAGGUCUCUAAAAAUGCUUCCCAAAGCCAAGGCCUUGGGAGCUGCUCUUAUUACUAGUUUUUCAGCAUUAUCUGCAGCUGAGUGGCCACCAAGCAUUCAAAGGGACUAAGAAAGGAUGCAGACUGGGACCUCAUGAAGACCAGCCUUCCUGUCCCAGCAAUACCUUGUGAAAAUGUGACAAACAUUUACUCCUAGCAGGGCUUAGUCGUGGCCACGUGAGUCUACACGUGGAAACAGAAUGACCCAGGGGAGGGGAGAAAAAAGCUGAGAGUCAUCAAGUACACUUGUUAACUCUGAGACAAAGGAGUGGGACUAUGGCCGCUGGUACUGCUGCCACCGAGCCCUUCUGGCCGCUUCUACACAGCAGUGGACGGAAGCCAGGAUUUUCGAGGGCCCCCAGUGAGUCACCAGACUGAUGCAAUCCCUUUAAAGGGCUCAUCUGCUGGUGCAAGAAGCUGAUUCAUGGAGGGCGUGGCUGCUGAAGGAGGAGAAAGGGACGGAAACUGGCAGCAGGGAGUGAGGUAGACAGCCGGCUGAGAUCGUUCAUUGGAACUCUUCACUGCAAUCUCCCUGGACAAGACUCUAGGGAUGUCCAAGAAGAACUAGGCCAUCUUUGGGGUUUCUGAAGGGCCCACAGUGAAAUGAAUUGUGACAGUAGCGACAGCAAUUCGUGACUUCUCUUGAACCCAACUUCAGCGCUUUCCCACAUAAAUUUCCAGAAGCCGAGAAAUGAGGAGCAAAGAAAGGCCACUUUUCUAAAGAAUGCAGUGCAGUUUGGCGGUUUUUGCAGCCACUUAGAGGUGUUCCCCAACCCCAGCAAGGAGAGCAGUAAGUCGACGAGGUUCUGCAGAGCCAAAGCGGGGCGGCGCCUCAGUCCCAGUCUCACUGUAGAUGUAGAUUAGCGAACUGAGAAUGAAGCGGAGAGCAUCAGACAGAGGAGCUGGGGAGACGUCGGCCAAGGCCCAGGCUCUAGGGACUGGCAUUGCUGGAAAUAAUGCAAAGAGAGCAGGACCGUUCAUCCUGGGUCCCCGCCUGGGCAACUCACCGGUACCGAGCAUUGUGCAAUGUUUGGCAAGGAAAGACGGCACGGACGACUUCUAUCAGUUGAAGAUCCUCACCCUUGAGGAGAGGGGCGAGCAAGGAAUUGAGAGCCAAGAGGAGAGGCAGGGCAAGAUGCUGCUGCAUACCGAGUACUCUCUGCUGUCCCUGCUGCACACACAGGAUGGCGUGGUCCACCACCAUGGCCUCUUCCAGGACCGCACGUGUGAAGCGGUCGAGGACACAGAGUCUGGGCGGAUGGUAAAGAAGAUGAAGAAACGCAUUUGCCUUGUCCUUGACUGCCUCUGUGCACACGACUUCAGUGACAAGACCGCUGACCUCAUCAACCUACAGCACUACGUCAUCAAAGAGAAGCGGCUCAGUGAGCGUGAGACUGUGGUCAUUUUCUAUGAUGUAGUCCGUGUGGUAGAAGCCCUGCACCAGAAAAACAUCGUGCACAGAGACCUGAAGCUUGGGAACAUGGUGCUCAAUAAAAGGACCCAUCGGAUAACUAUCACCAACUUCUGCCUUGGAAAGCACCUUGUGAGUGAGGGGGACCUGCUGAAGGACCAGAGGGGGAGCCCUGCCUACAUCAGUCCUGAUGUGCUCAGCGGCCGGCCAUACCGGGGGAAGCCUAGUGACAUGUGGGCCUUGGGCGUGGUGCUCUUCACCAUGCUCUAUGGCCAGUUCCCCUUCUACGACAGCAUCCCACAGGAGCUCUUCCGCAAGAUCAAGGCUGCUGAGUACACCAUCCCUGAGGAUGGGCGAGUCUCUGAGAACACAGUGUGUCUUAUCCGGAAACUACUGGUCCUUGACCCCCAGCAACGCCUGGCUGCUGCAGAUGUCCUGGAGGCCCUCAGUGCCAUCAUUGCAUCUUGGCAGUCCCUGUCCUCUCUGAGUGGGCCUUUGCAAGUGGUUCCUGACAUCGAUGACCAAAUGAGCAGCUCUGACAGCUCCCAGGAGGCAAAGGUCACAGAGGAAUGCUCCCAGUACGAGUUUGAGAAUUACAUGCGACAGCAGCUGCUGCUGGCUGAAGAGAAGAGCUCCAUUCACGAGGCCCGGACCUGGGUACCCAAGCGGCAGUUUGGUAGCAUGCCACCCGUCCGACGGCUAGGCCACGAUGCACAGCCAAUGACCUCCUUGGACACAGCCAUCCUGGCACAACGCUAUCUGCGGAAAUAGUGCCCUCAGCUAGGGCACUAGCCCAGCACACCUCUCCUCGGCCCGCCUGAGGCCCAGCCAUCAGGCCUGCCUGGGCCCGGGCCCAGCAGUGCUGGACUGAGUCUCCCAGGCUGCAGUAGGGACAGGGCAGGGAUAGGGACAGCCCAGGUCACAGCCAGGGUCAACAGAGGUACCACAAAGCUACCUUUUGGGAUGAUUGCUUGAUUGUUUUUUUAUCUGAGAAUUCUAGAUAGAUACCUAAUCUGCUUUUAAUCAUGACAUUUUAAUCUACCUCUGUCUCUUUAACCACGCUGUCUCUGGACUGAACGCUGGGAGGAAAGAGGGGAGCCUACGCUCAUAUCCCAGGCACUGGAACAGCCUGGCUAGGCCACUGACCCCAGUCCAUAUAAGCUGACCACGCAGCUCGCUGCUGGCCCCCAGUAAGCACCCCUUCCCACCGUUCACAGCCCCUCCCUGGGGCUGCCCUCAGUCUAAGCUUUGGAACACUCUCACCUCACUUUCCACCCAAGUCAAAUAUAUUUAUUUUUUUACUGAACCCAACUUGUAUCUCUAGGUUCAGCCCAUGGCCACUCUUCGCCCCUGAGCCUGGCUGAAUAACAGGGCCCAGGUGUGUAGGCUCCCUUCUCGCCCCAGGCACCCAGGAGCCCUCUGGCCAGUUCCUCUGUCUGCUCUCAACCCCCCAGGCCCUCUGUUUCUAGCCUUGGCGCUUUCUCUGUCCUAGCAGCUUCUCUGAGCGGCUGCACAUUCGCAUUAGUCCUGCCCACCUCCUCCAUCUUUCAUGUGGUACCCAGGUAACGCGGACGUAGUGUGAAGGGACCUGUGGCCAAUUUCGGAGGAUGCUCUGGGCCUACGGAGGACAGGACUGUGCUCAGAGACCCUCUCACCCUGCACAGAAGUGGUGCCUCUCCCAGAAGACUCUGGGCAGAUACCUACUUGAGGGUAGGACUUGGAGGGACUCUGUAGGGAUCAGGGACCCACCCACCUUCCUGGCUUGAGAACAGCCCUGCUACCCCUUUUUGAGCCGAAAUUUUGAAGUGGAUGCCCGUCUUGCCAGAAACGCUGUUCUCUCCAGAAUGCCCCUCCCUGCACUGGACUUGGCGCACCCAGAACCAAGCAGAGACCCAACUCUGGAGGCCUACAUCCUGUGUACCCUCAGGAAGGGUGAUGUCACCCUCCUGGUAGGUAGUCCUAGACCCUUCCUGCCUCUUGCUCUCCUAUGGGGAGACCAUGUUUCCUAGAGUGUGAGCUGCCCCUCACCCCCUGAAAAGCUGACUCACUGUGAGUGACCUUGGGCAAGUUCCCAAACCUCCUUGUGCCUCAGUUUCCCCAUCUGGAAAAAAUGGGGCCACCUCUUGCCAGCAGUAGCAGGGCUGCCCGUGCCCCUUCCUCCCCGUGCCCCAUAUCCAGCCCUGGGCACCUGUGCCUCUGUUCUGCUGGGUCUGUGGGAGCCCACCUGAGCCCAGUGGUUACUCCCCUGGCACUCAGCUCUGCUUCUAGUUCAGCCAUCCGGCCACUGAGAGUCAGGGCAUGGUGCUGGGGCGGGGUGGGGGAGGAGGGCUCUUUUCUAUAUUUAUUUCAUAGCGAUAAGUCUCCGAAGGGAGCAGAAAUGCAGUCAGCCUGGGCCCCUAGCCCAUGACUGCCCUCCAGUGAGGCUCUGAGGCCUGGCUAGGGCCCUCCUGGGCAGAGCCCCUGCCUAGCCCCUCAGGCCUGAUUCCACUUGCCCCCCUUUUAAAAGCAAUACCUUCAGGUCUGCAGCGCCAUCAGCCAGCCUGGUUCCUUCUUAGGGUAACCUGGGUCUGCUGGUGUUUCUGGCAAUGCAGAUGAGAGGAGGGUGGGCCUGCCCUCGCUGCUGUCAGGCACUGAGAAGCCCUACGGUAAAGAAAAACAAAAACAAAAAAACAAACAAAAUGGAAAAGUCACAAAAAAGUUUGUAUAAAGACGUAUUUUUGUACUACAUGGGGACUCUUCCUGCAUGUCAGCAAUAAAACUUCCUGAUCUGGA